CCAGCCUUGUUGGUCUUGGUUGUGUAAAUCCGGCCCUGAUAUCUGAAAAAAUUAACAGAUUCAGAAAACCAUGUCGUGUUCCAUCACGGUAUCAAGCUCCCCGGUCUUCUCUCUUUCCUCGUCUUUCUUUUGUAACAAAACCUCAAUACUUUCUCCGUCAGCGGAGGCUCUUAAUUUGACUUUAACCCACCUCAAAUCCACAUCUUCUCCUUCUUCUCCGUCUCUGUCGUCUUCACCUUCAUCACUGUUGCAUAUAAGGAUUCAAAAAACGUCAUCUGGGUCACUUCUCUCAUCCUCAUCUCUGUCUUCUUUAGGUUCCGGUGCAGGUUUUGGUCCCGAGUCGGUUUUGAAGAGGAAGACACUGGCUAGACUGCGAUGGCCUUUGCGGCUCCGUUGAUGGAGAGCUAGAGGUGUAGAAAGAUGGAGAGUGAAGGUGAUGGGUAUUCUGUUUAUUGUAAAAGAGGGAGGAGAGAAGCUAUGGAGGAUAGGGUUAAUUUGAUUUGAUGAGAUCUACUAGCUUGAUGAACUCAGUGGCUUUAAUGAAACCAGUAAUUGAGU
Rubroshorea leprosula is the source of this 558-nucleotide messenger RNA. NCBI's taxonomy places the organism in Eukaryota, Viridiplantae, Streptophyta, Magnoliopsida, Malvales, Dipterocarpaceae. The record is from the annotation of a GenBank genome assembly.